AUGAUGCAACGCGAUCAGAGUGCACACACCGCCUGGGAAAUACCUGUGGGGCAGACACUGUCUAGUCGCCAAUCCAAAUGUUAUUUUGAGUUUUGGUUCUCUGACGAAGACGACAAUAUGACAGCAUUUGCUUUACUAUGCGGAAUGCACUAUGUCAAAAGUCAUAAUGUUUUUCUGGCGAAAACUGGACAAAGAAGCAAAGUUAGGAAGCUUUUAAAAGAACAUUUACCGCCCAUGGUUCAGAGGUCGCUUGCUGUGCGCCGUAACAAACCUUAUUUCAAUAUUUUAAGUGUAGGAAGUGGAUCAGGGGAAACAGAUGUGGAAAUCUUAAAAAUAGUGAAGAAAGAGUUACAAAAAAGCGAGCGUAACCGUCACAUGAAGAUCCUCAACCGAGCAAUCGAGCCCAACAAACAUUCGUGCGAUCUCUACAUGGCGACCAUUGAAAGCUUGCCAAGCAGUCUUCCCGAUGAAAACCCUAUAGAAAUUGAACUUUGUCGGCAGACAUUUCAAGACUACAAGAAGAUGAAGUGCAGCCAUCAGCAGGAAUUAGUAAAGUUUGACUUGGUGCAUUUCAUCCACAGUAUCUAUCAUAUCGAAGUUGAAGAGGCUCUGCUUCAUUUUUUUGAGAAAGAGUUGAACGACACGGGAAUCUUACUGUUCAUCGUCUCCUCAGGGCAAGACCUUAUGGACAAGGUUACGUUGAAGCAAAGCAAGCACUGGGCUGGAGAAGAAAAACCCAUCGAAAAAAUUAUCAAAAUUGCUUGUGAUAAUGGCUGGAAACAUGACGUGUACACGGAAGAAUAUUCCAUCGACGUCACCGAAGUGUUUGAUGAGAAAUCAACAGAAGGAAAUCUACUCCUUGAUUUCCUGACACACACUGAGCAUUUUCGUGAGAAAGCAGACAAAAAACUUGUGGAAGAAACGCUUGAACUAAUCAAGGAUCUGACCAUUUUGAAAGAUGGGAAAAGACUUGGAGAGAUAAAGGAAUUGCUCAUUAUCAUUUCUAAGUAGCUCUGAGUAAUUCGUUUUCAAUGCAGUUCAUUUAGCCGAGAAGGAAUGUAAUCAGUUAAGGUCAUGAUAAGCCGCAUUUAAUGCUUUAGGUAAAAUGACAGAUGAUAGCCCAGAAUUUUCUACUGACUCAAAUGUUUUGCAAGAUCGGACCCUCGGGAAGCAAAGGGUGGUAGAGUUUUUUUCGCCCUCGAAGUCCUUUACCUGCAUAGUCUCAGUAACUACUUUGGCCACUGAUGCUACUGAUCAGUAGAGUUUUAAAUGGAUCAUACUAAUUAAUUUGAGCGGUUUUUAGACUAGUUAUUUUUACGUUAAGAGAAAUUAGAUGCCAGUCACUCUUAGGAGCCAAACAUUGGUUGAACUCUUCAGCCAAAAUAUCAGUGUUUCUAGAGUAUCGAACUUCUCGGCUUUCCUUACGCGGCAGCGCUCUAUGUAUUGUCUUCUAGAUAGAUAAUGAGUUGUCCUUAAUGCUCCUU
Pocillopora verrucosa is the source of this 1484-nucleotide messenger RNA. RefSeq names its product histamine N-methyltransferase-like. NCBI's taxonomy places the organism in Eukaryota, Metazoa, Cnidaria, Anthozoa, Scleractinia, Pocilloporidae. The record is from RefSeq and is a predicted model, not a curated record.